AUGACACGAAAUGGACUGGAUAUUCACGGAGACACCACCCCGCCACUUUCCCCCCUCCUCGCCGUACCCGGGGGAGAUCAGUCACUGCGAAUCCCCAAGAACAAGAGCACUGGAAAUCUCUACCCCGUUAGGUACGAUGCACCGGCAUUGUCUCAGAGAACGCGGUUCUCCUUUGACGCGGGGACCGCUCAAGAGAUGAACAACCUGAAAAGGGCUGCUCGUGUCGACCAUGAUGGCUUGGGUAGGUCUGGGCUUCGACGAAUCAGACGACAAGGGCCGUCACUACGGACGCCGACGCUGAUCUUGGAAUCUGGGGAGUUCGUUGCUCCUGUGCUUCAUCACUCCAAGACUGCGCCAAUAUCGGGCUCAUCCAGCAGGUCCGUCUCAAUCGGUCAUAUGAUGAGCGGACCAUCCUCUCCUGUGAUAGAAGAUCUCCAUCGGUUUCCGUCCGAAUCCCUCCACUCGUUCUCUUUUGCCAAACAAUCCGAAGAGAUCCUGCACAGCAGACAGAACAUCCUCCAGAAGUCGAUCGACUUUGUGAGAGACCGUUCCGCAUGGGCCGCGAACCCAGCACUGGCUGACGCGCAAGCGCGAGUUAGUGGAGAUCCGGAGCUUCAAGGCAUGAUGGACCUGCUCAAGAAGGCCAACAUCAUCCCCCCCAUCGACACAAGCGCCACGAGAUCUAAGGCGGUUGGGCUGGGGCCACUCACCGGUCCAGCUCAUGUCGACGGACGCAAUGUCUUCGAAAAGAGCUUCAGCCAGGAGCUAGAGAAUGCCGAACAAGCGAUUGCGAGCCCUGAUCUGGAGGAAGCAAUGGAAGGACGAAAAUAUUCAAUAGACGAAGAUAUGUCGCCGAACGAACCUGGUCUUGAAAUGCAGAUACCGCCAACCAGAUCAGGCUCAAUAGACGCGCCACGCCGGACCGGGCUCAAGAGAACCUACACUGAUGUGCACUCUGCAUCUCUCCAGCAGAAGCUUAUAGAAGCUCUCGCACAGCCAUACUCCGUCGAUGACAACAAUACUGUGCAGAGCGCCGUGUAUACAUCUUCAAUAGCAGGUGUUCCUGCCACGCCUACCACCGGAAAUGCCUCGUCCGUUCAUACCCACAGCAGCAAGUGGUCGCCUGCGCACCAGGCUGUUUUCCGCACAACAGCUGACGCUCCUUGGACGAUCCUAGCAGCCAAUGAUCUGGCUUGCCUGAUUUUUGGAGUGACACGAGCAGAACUCCGGUCUUUGAGUAUCCUUGGUAUUAUACAGGAAGAAAGAAGGCAAUGGUUGGAGACGAGACUGUCGCGACCUGAAGAAGUUCAGGAACCGAAGUCCCCGCCCCCUCCAAAGAGUGAAGCGAGGAGUACUAGCCUCUCAUUGGUAGGGUCAAGAAGCGGUAUUACAGCUCGGCUACUUAGUAAAGCUCCCUCUCGAGCUAACAAAACUUCAGAAAGAGCAAGGACGGACGAUGGCUCUGGCGGCCACUAUAGCCCCAAGCCUAAAAACCACCCGUCAAACAAAUCUAGGGGCGUCCUGCUUUGCGGAGACAUCGUGCCCAUUCAGAGACGAGAUGGCAGCAAGGGCGCCGCCAGUUUUUGGGUUAUGGAAAAGCGUGGUGGUCUCAUCUGGGUGAUCGAGGAGAUCACCGAAGAUGUCGCAUACCUCGAUAUUGACCAUUCGGGCGAGGUGAAAAGCGCUCAUGGUGAACUCCUCGCCAUCUGGGGCCGAUCUGACCUCGACGGCAUACACCUCAAGUCUCUCCUUCCAAAAUUCCCCUUGGAUGCACUGGACUCCCACGACAAACAUUAUAUAGGAUAUUUCACAGCGGAAACCGCUGAACAUGUCCAGGUUCCCACCACCGUAGAGGUGUCGCCUACGGGAGACCAGCUCCGGGUCUCCAGUUUGCCACACAUAGCCGGGGUCAUGGUCUUGGAUCCAGAUUCUCUCAAAAUCACGAGCUCGAACAGCAUAUUCUCCGCGGCGCUGUUUGGUCAUCCGAAGCUCGAUGGUUUACACAUCGCCAACCUGAUUCCCAGCUUCGAGGAUGUUUUGAGCAUUUUAAAGCAGGAUGAUGGUGUCGAUCUCGUCGAUGGGAUUGUCGUACCAGAACACAGUUUUCGUCGGGCGCGAACCAUUCUCUCCCUCCGAGAAGGGAAAGGAAAUCCUGCUCACAUAUUCUUGCGGCCGUGUGGUGUUCCCGCUAGACACCGAGAUGGAUCGGACAUCAUGGUCGAUAUUCAGAUGAGAGUCAUCCGCAGUGAGACCGUCUUCCCCAUGUCAGACGAGGCAGUGAUCGAGGAAAAGGAUGAGUCCCGUGCGGAAUCAAGUGUUGCGGUGGCAGAGCUCGUCUACGCACUCUGGAUCAUAUAUUCCCGCAAUAUUCAUGGUGUGGCAGUCGGCCCAAGCGAUCACGACCAUUUGACGCAUGAGCGCCCCCUGUCGCCACCAUCGCAACCGGAACCACCGCUAACUCUUCCCUCCCCACCCCCAGUGCCUUCAGACAGAUCUGGAGACAGCUCUCAGCUGUCGCUUGUGGCUGACCAAUCCGAUGAGACAGAAUCCAUCACCAUGGAUGAGCCGCUUGAACAUCCACCUCCCCACAUGACAUAUAUUUCUCACAAGAAAAAGACUAUUGAUGACUUUAUAAUCUUAGAAGAGAUGGGCUCCGGAGCAUACGGCCAGGUCAAGCUUGUCAGGUAUAAAAAGGGCCAGUCGAGGAAGAUGGUUUUGAAGUAUGUGACCAAGAAGCGCAUCCUGGUCGACACCUGGACCAGAGAUCGCAGGUUGGGUACCGUUCCGUUGGAGAUCCACGUCCUAGAUUACCUUCGUCGAGAUGGGCUCCGACACCCCAAUAUCGUGGAGAUGAUUGACUUCUUUGAGGAUGACAUCAAUUAUUACAUCGAAAUGCUUCCUCAUGGUAUUCCCGGGAUGGACCUGUUCGACUACAUCGAGCUGAGGACGAAUAUGACCGAGGCCGAGAGUCGGAACAUCUUUCGCCAGGUCGUGGAUGCCAUUCACCAUCUUCAUACCAAGGCUCUUGUGGUGCAUCGAGACAUCAAGGACGAGAAUGUUGUUUUGGAUGGCGAAGGGCGAAUCAAAUUGAUUGACUUUGGUAGCGCGGCGUACAUCAAAAAUGGGCCAUUUGACGUGUUUGUGGGAACUAUAGACUAUGCCGCUCCAGAAGUUCUUCAUGGAAAGCCCUAUGGCGGCAAGGAACAAGACGUAUGGGCAUUGGGCAUAUUGUUAUAUACAAUUGCGUAUAAAGAAAAUCCCUUUUAUAAUUUAGACGAAAUCCUCGAUCACCCGCUGCGGGUACCGUUCUUGCCAUAUUCUGAGGAGUGUCUAGAGCUCAUUCGCAAGAUGCUGGACCGAGACGUGGACAGGCGUAUCACCAUUGAAGAAGUGCUUGAUGACCCUUGGCUUGAAGAAGAUGAUGACUGA
Molecule: messenger RNA, 3429 nt
Organism: Fonsecaea multimorphosa CBS 102226
Lineage: Eukaryota; Fungi; Ascomycota; Eurotiomycetes; Chaetothyriales; Herpotrichiellaceae
Exons: 6
Coding region: 1-3429 (1142 amino acids)
Biological process (GO): intracellular signal transduction; protein phosphorylation; negative regulation of glycogen biosynthetic process
Cellular component (GO): cytosol; nucleus; cytoplasm
Molecular function (GO): protein serine/threonine kinase activity; ATP binding
Source: RefSeq, a predicted model, not a curated record